GAUUUUGUCCUAAUAAUCGUUCAAAUGAACAAGGAAAAAUUGAUUCUAAUUGUCCGGCUAUUAAUUUUAAUGGACUUUCAAACAAACAGAGAACAAAAUUAAAUGUGAAAUUUUCUAAAGGUGUAAUAGUAUUUACUGAAAAUGAUAUUAUGGAUUCUGGUACAAUAUAUACUGAAUCAUGCGCAACAAAAUUACGAAGACAUUUAUAUAAAAUUAACCUUUGUGAUAUUGGAUCAUGUGAUGAUUUAAUUAGGUGGAUUGUUAAAUAUAAUAUUAAUUCUUUUACAGUAGGAGGAUCUCGAAGAAGCUUUUCGGAAAAUAUUGUUAGUUUAACAGAAAAAUUUAUGAACUGUUUUAUUCCAAAGAUACAUAAUUCACUUAAAUAUAAUCAUGAAUUUAUAAAACAAAAACCAAUUUCUACCUUUUAUGUACUUGGUCCACCUAGUUCUUUCUCACAUAAAUUAGCUCAAGAAAUAUGUGAAACAUUGAAUAUUG
Messenger RNA from Racocetra fulgida, 495 nucleotides. The record is from the annotation of a GenBank genome assembly. NCBI's taxonomy places the organism in Eukaryota, Fungi, Glomeromycota, Glomeromycetes, Diversisporales, Gigasporaceae.